Molecule: messenger RNA, 1509 nt
Organism: Sardina pilchardus (European sardine)
Lineage: Eukaryota; Metazoa; Chordata; Actinopteri; Clupeiformes; Clupeidae
Product: apoptosis facilitator Bcl-2-like protein 14
Biological process (GO): regulation of extrinsic apoptotic signaling pathway
Source: RefSeq, a predicted model, not a curated record
GCAUGAGUUUCGUAUUUGAAGUAGCCUACUAAUCUCAAUUCAGCAGUCUACGUUUUACUGUCAUCAUGACAGACACGGAGUUCGCGCUUAAAGAAACUCAUGAGCCAAUGGCGAACGGACACACCGGAGAGGGAAACGGCGUGGAGCCGGGCGUCCCUGAAGCCAGUAUGGAGUUCCACAUCCUCAUGGCAUACGCCAAAAGACGCCGGCCCUCAGAUAAGCGUUUGCGGAGCCAGCCCAGCAUCACCACGCCAGCGUCCACGACAGAGGCCAACCAUGACUCGCAGAAUACCCCACCAAAGAAGAAGAAGAAGAAAUGGUAUCAUAAGCUGCCCUGUCUCCGCCCAAUGAUCGAAGAUCCAGAUCCGCAGUCGGAUCAAUCAGAUGAUGAUGAAAGUAGACCCCAGUUUGCUAUGAUAGAGGCGGAAUCCGAAUCGGACAAGGUGGCUGGCAAGCUGACCCAGAUAUCAACCACCGUGCCCUUUCUCGAUGGCGAACUGGAGGCAGACUGUGGCGAAGACAAGCUUGUUCAGGAGAUUGCGAAUUUACUUCGCGAUUCUGGUGACGAUUUAAAUGAAAAGAUCAAGAACGACAAAGACCUUCACGAUCGCUUCCUGGCGGCAUCCUUCAACUACAGCCUCUUCUCGAGGAUCACCACGGCUUUCCUCGGGAAGCUCAACCUGUCCAGCACACCUGUCCAGAAUGAGGAGGCCAAAAUCGCCAUGACCUGUGAGGUGGCGACCCGCCUCAGCACCAUGGACCCAGAUCCUAUGCACCAGACCAUGGUCUUCGGUUCCCGCUACCUGCAUGACAACUUCUCAACCUGGUUCAAACAGCAUGGAGGCGGCGACCAAUCUUACAAACAAGAUGAGGAACAGGAUUGAGGAACAAGUUUCAUGGAUUCCCUGCCACAUUCCUAUUGGUUGCGCUGUCAAAAUGGCCGUUUCUCAUUGGUUAAUCUCAGGAUUAUCUGCCCUGUGUUACUUCCAGAAAGCUGACACACACUGCCAUGUCUGCCCAUGAAGUCACAUUGAUGUACUGAGGACAUUACGGGUAUUUCAAGAGUGGUAGUAGAUAUCACUUCUCGCUGUAGUGUGCUCUGUCUUGAGACUCUUGCAUGUUGAGACAUUUUACACAAAGUGUCAAUCACCAAAAGAAGGGCAAUCUUGAACAUGACCUCUGGGAGAUGAGCAGACUUUGUAGCAGACUGUACCCAGUCCCUGAUCGAUAGCAGACUGGCCCCCAUCAUUGCCAGAGGCUGUUGAUGCAUGGCCGUGUAUUGGGAUUGUAAUCUGGCUGUGCAUUGGGAUUAUAAUCUGGCUGUUUGUUGGGGUUGAAAUCUCUGCCAAACACUAUCCGUUGAAAGGUCACCUCAAGACGGUGGAGGUAACUCGACAAAAGUAUAUAGCGGACCAUCAUUUUUUUUCUUUCUUUUGUUAAAAACACUCAACAUGUGCACUUUUUUUUGUGAAAUGUUUGAUCAGUAUUUAAGCAUCACUUAUGAUAAUC